Messenger RNA from Bipolaris victoriae FI3, 1644 nucleotides. RefSeq lists its product as hypothetical. The record is from RefSeq and is a predicted model, not a curated record. NCBI's taxonomy places the organism in Eukaryota, Fungi, Ascomycota, Dothideomycetes, Pleosporales, Pleosporaceae. The coding region runs from base 1 to 1644 and encodes 547 amino acids. Gene Ontology annotation, molecular function: steroid hydroxylase activity; oxidoreductase activity, acting on paired donors, with incorporation or reduction of molecular oxygen; heme binding. The transcript is spliced from 2 exons.
AUGGAUAGCAGCAAUUCGACUGCAGCGCACGGCGGGAGCUCACUCGCCCUCGCUGCUCUCCAGACCAGUCUCCUUGUCCGGGCUUUCUUCACCAUCUUGGCCAUCUGUGUUUGCACCAGAGUUAUCUCGUCGUACCGCUACAGAUCUAUCAAGUACAGCCAGGGGCGCAAUGUAGCCCCUCCUACGAUUCCGUAUUGGAUUCCCGGUCUACGACAUGCUCUGUCACUGGCAUUGGAUAACAAGCACUUCAUGGCCAGAUGCUUCACUAAAUAUGGCGAUGGAACUCCCUUCUUUCUCGAUGGUGCUGGCGAAAAGAUGCUAUUUGUGCGGGACCCAGAACACGUCAAGACUGUGCUCAUGUCGGCACAGCAUUUCGACCCCAACCCUUUCGUCCAUGACAAGAUUCUGGGAGCACUAAUGGGCAGCCCGCAAAAAACUAUCGAUUACUACAAUAGUCCAGGAGUCAACACGGAUUACAUUCAGAUCACGCAUAUUCGCCAGCACACCACUGGCUCCGGCCUCAGCUUGCUUGACAAACAAAUGUUUGACUUCAUGAAGCAAAGCGUACAACAAGCCUUGGAAGCUACGCCCGGAAAUGAAUGGAAGCAUGUUCCGGAUCUCUUCGAUUUCAUCACGUGCCAUGUGACUCACGCCAUUCUUGUCUCGAUCCUCGGCUCUUCCCUGGUCGAAGGAUACCCACAGCUCGUCGACGAUCUCUGGAAACUUAUCGAGGCAACCCCGGAGUUCUUCAUGGGUCUCCCCCGCUUCGCCAUGCCCAAGUCUUACGCUGCACGUGACCGGCUACUCGACAAACUCCGCGAAUAUUCCAGCAAAUCCGAAGAGGUGAGAAAAAGCAAUCAAGCCGAUACAAAAUGGGAUCCUGUAGCAGGGUCUGGUCUACUCCAAGAGCGAGAGAAGAUGUACAGCGAGUUGCCCGAUCAUGACGUACAAGCCCGAGCAUCCCAAACCCUUGGACUUAUGUACGGCGCAACCAGUCUUGUCGUGCCCAUAACAUUCUGGUACUUGUUCGAGAUCCUGCGGGACCCCAAGAUGCACGCAUACGUUAGUUCGGAAAUCCAAGCCCAUGCCACGCCCGAGUCGGGAACGUACAAUCUCAUGCAGCUUGCCACACGCCCUUUGAUACAGUCACUGCAUGCCGAAACGACACGUCUUUACAGUUCCAAUCUGGCGGUACGUCAAGUCACAUCGCCAGUGUUCAAUCUAGACGACAAAUACACUGUUACCAAGGGCACUGAUAUCUUCAUCUCAAACAAAUUUAAUGGACAGUUUUCUGCAGCAUGGGCUGAGGCGCGUCCCAAUGCUCUUGAACGCCCGCUAGAUGUCUUUUGGGCAGAGCGCUUCCUUGUGGAAGGCAAGGGUCGAGACAAGAAGGAAACUUUCAGCGAUGCAGGUCUGUCUGGCAACUGGACGAGCUAUGGUGGUGGUGAACAUAAAUGUCCUGGACGCCACUUUGCCCGCCACAUUGGCCUCACCACACUGGCUAUUUUGAUGGGCGAAUACGAAAUCGAGAUGGUAGACAAAGAGGCUGCAAGCAAGACGGUUCCACCAAUUAAUAAGGCGGCUUGGGGCACCAUGAAGCCAACAGGCAAGGUUGGAGUGAGGAUUAGAAAACGCAAGGCCUGA